Hipposideros armiger (great roundleaf bat) is the source of this 3437-nucleotide messenger RNA. It is a transcript of the gene XPA, whose product is annotated as XPA, DNA damage recognition and repair factor. Gene Ontology annotation, molecular function: damaged DNA binding. The coding region runs from base 96 to 917 and encodes 273 amino acids. Gene Ontology annotation, cellular component: nucleotide-excision repair factor 1 complex. Gene Ontology annotation, biological process: nucleotide-excision repair involved in interstrand cross-link repair; nucleotide-excision repair, DNA damage recognition; base-excision repair. The transcript has 6 exons. The record is from RefSeq and is a predicted model, not a curated record. Lineage: Eukaryota; Metazoa; Chordata; Mammalia; Chiroptera; Hipposideridae.
CGGAGGCGGCGCUGGCAACCUGGCGUGGCUGUGGGAACGCUUCGCCGCUCCCAUGCGCGUGCGCUGUGCUAGAGCCCCGGUUCAGGGAAUUGACGAUGGCGGCGGCCGAUGGAACUUCGCAGGAACCAGCGAUUUCAGAUCAGCCAGCUGAGCUGACUGCCUCCGUGCGGGCGAGCAUCGAGCGGAAGCGGCAGCGGGCACUGAUGCUGCGCCAGGCCCGGCUGGCGGCCCGGCCCUACCCGACGACGGCAGUUGCGGCUACCGGAGGCAUGGCUAAUGUAAAAGCAGCCCCAAAGACAGUUGACACAGGAGGAGGCUUCUUUCUGGAAGAGGAAGAAGAAGAAGAGCAUACAAUUGGAAAAGUUGUUCAUCAACCAGGACCUGUUAUGGAAUUCGAUUAUGCAAUAUGUGAAGAAUGUGGUAGAGAAUUUAUGGAUUCUUAUCUUAUGGACCACUUUGAUUUGGCAACUUGUGAUAACUGCAGAGAUGCUGAUGAUAAACAUAAGCUUAUAACUAAAACAGAAGCAAAACAAGAAUACCUUCUGAAAGACUGUGAUUUAGAAAAAAGAGAACCAGCUCUUAAGUUUAUUGUGAAGAAGAAUCCUCAUCAUUCACAAUGGGGUGAUAUGAAACUCUACUUAAAAUUACAGAUUGUCAGGAGGGCUCUUGAAGUUUGGGGUAGCCAGGAAGCAUUAGAAGCAGCUAAGGAAGUCCGACAGAAAAACCGAGAAAAAAUGAAACAGAAGAAGUUUGAUAAAAAAGUAAAAGAAUUACGGCGAGCAGUAAGAAGCAGUAUAUGGAAAAGGGAAACAGUUGCUCACCAACAUGAGUAUGGACCCGAAGAAACCCUAGAAGAUGACAUGUACCGGAAGACUUGUACUGUGUGCGGCCAUGAACUGACAUAUGAGAAGAUGUGAUUUUUAGUUAAGUAAUCUGUUUUAGACUUUUAUAUUUAGAUAAAGGAAAUUUAGAUUGGUCUUGUUCGAAAUUCACCAAAAAAAAAAAAAAGUCUUCAUAGAUGAAUGAAAUACUUGUAUAAAUAAUGCUUGGGUAAUAUGUUAUGGCUUAAGAGCAAGUUUCAGUUAAGGUCCAGCAGGUCUGGUUGUGGGCAAAAUAUUGGGUCUGUGAUGGUUUUUUCUGCAGCAGGGGUGGGAGCUGAGUGGUACAGUAGGUUUGAAAGUGUUAGAGUUAAAAUUGAGAAAUAAGAAACCAAGGCAAACCCUAGAGUGGGGUAGGAGGAAGACCUUUAAGUAAAGGCAAAAGCUGGCUCAGCUGGAUUCUUAUCCCAAGAAACAAUAGCGAUGGUGGUGGACCCUGCACCCCAGAGGCUGAGCCAGGAAUCCUAGACUAUUUCUGUCUCCAAGUCAGGGAGCAGGGUGCUACUGCUGGGGCAAGUCCUGACCAACAGCAGGAAUAAACAAUGAGUGUGGGAGUCUGCUCAUAUUUUCUGCAUCUAGGGUUUACUACUAUAGAACCUAAUGUUAGUGUCUAGAUAGCCCUUUUCUAAUCUGGAUUAAAAUGAAAAAAACAGCUAUAUUGUUUGUUGAUCAAAGAAGGUACUUAUAGUAAGUUUAUCAUAACUUCGUAACAGUUCCUCAGCACUUACCAUGUGCCAGGCAAGCACUGUGCUAAGUGCCUUACUGGUAUUCUCUUUUAAUCCUGAGAGGGAAGACAACUUGCUGCUUUGCUUAUUUAGCGCUUGGAAGAGAAGUGAUAACCUACAACCUUACAUCACCCCACACAUCUGAGUCAAGUUUAGCUAGUGAAAAUUUCCUGUCUUCUCAAAAGGAUUACAAGGUAGUUAUAGCAAGUAAGAGGAUUUGAUCCCAUGUGCUUGAUUACGGGGUCUGUGCAUUUAUUUUUUGACAAAAAAUUCAAGAUAAGAUAAACUGGGUAUUUUCAAGUUAUUCUUAUUCUUUGAUAUAACUUUAUCCAAUUGCUACAAAUAGAAGAAAUAGGAAGUUUAUACAUAUUCAUUUUUCUUCCUAGAUCAACUCUUAGAGAUUAUGCUUAAAGAAAGGCAAAAGUCAAAACAAGUCAAACCCAAACAGGCUUGAGACUAUAAUUACUAAUUAUUUUCUAAGUAUCCAAUACAGAAAUGUUUAAUAUAUUUAUCAAGUGUUGAUUUUUAUGCUAAGUAUUACAGCCCAAUAAAAAUUGAUUCUGAACAGGCAGCAAGACCUUCCUGGGACCAAAAAAAAAAAAAAAGCUUCCAGCUCCAUGACAACAGCGUAACUAGGGGUUCAGGCUGCUGACAAGAAAAUCACUGCGUUGAGAGAUAAGGAGCCCUUGAGCCACAUGGAUUUAGGUUCAGAUUCCACUUAGUAGCUGUGGACUUGGGUAAGUUAUUCCAUGGGUGUUUUCAUCUGUCAGAUGGGCAUAAUCCUAUGUCUCUUAAAGAACUAUUAUGAAGAUUAAAUAUCAUGUAUCUGUGGAACUUGGCACAUACCAGCCACUCGUUACUGAGUACAUAUUGUUAUCAAGACCAGCAUAUGGAUUUGUUUAGCUGAGGUGGGCUUCUAUUCACUCUUUGUCUUCACCAAGUUAAGACAAUCCUGGCACCCAGAUAUCAAUGACAGCCAGAUCUGCGCUACCCAGGUUGGCAAGUUCUUUCCUCCUUUUUCAUAUUCUGGUACAAUUAUAGAUUAGUAAAUUAUACAGAUCACUAAAUACUUUACAGGAAAAGCAAAUAAACUUCCUAUGAACCACCCUCUGAAUGGUUCCUGGGAGAUUUAGAAUCUAGGAAAACAAAGUACAUGUUCACUUUGACAGAAGCAUGGUCAAAUGGUAGUAGUGCAAUUUAAUGGACUGUUCCAAGGUAGGAUGUACAGUGACAUGCCAUUCUUUUGUCUGUGUGAGCUUCAUCAGUGGGGAAAGCAACUGCUGAAUGUUUGCUCUUGUACUUUUGUUUUUUUAAAUUCAGCCUCUAGUUCAGUUUUUCCAUAUACCUAGCUGCCAGACUGGAACAGAGCAGGGUCAGUCACACCAGUGAACAGCUGUUAGAAGUAACCAUUUACAUAGAGAGGAUCCAAGAGAAAGGAAGUGAAAACCGAGAAAUUCCCGCCUACUGAGACUAUAUUCUGUAGCCACUAAAUGUAUGGUAAACCAAAGCAACCAUGUAUUAAUAUGGAUAAUGCUUAAAUUUUGAAUGUCACAUAAUCCUUUAUACUUGUAUAUAAUUUUAAGGUGCACUCUCAUUAUCUUAGUUAAGCCUCGGUACCAUGUAGGAAACAGACUCCGUAAAAACAAAAUUCAAACCACAUCUAAUUCCAAGUAUAGUUUUAGCCAAUCUAGCUACUCCUAGAGAAGUGACCAGGGGCUCUAAGAGAGCGGUUCCCAAAUUUGUCUGUACACUGGGAUCACCUGGGAGCCUUAAGAACUACCAAUGAUGUCUGUGUUCCACCCCCAGAUUGUAGUGUAAUUAUUAAAAAAAAAAA